Molecule: messenger RNA, 8823 nt
Organism: Hemiscyllium ocellatum (epaulette shark)
Lineage: Eukaryota; Metazoa; Chordata; Chondrichthyes; Orectolobiformes; Hemiscylliidae
Product: voltage-dependent calcium channel subunit alpha-2/delta-1
Exons: 39
Coding region: 374-3682 (1102 amino acids)
Cellular component (GO): L-type voltage-gated calcium channel complex
Molecular function (GO): voltage-gated calcium channel activity
Source: RefSeq, a predicted model, not a curated record
AUGGAAACUCGAGGGGGAGCGAAGGGGAUUGAUGAGACUGGUUUCACAGGGCAAUUGGAGGAGGGGACUGAGUAUCCAGGACAGUGGCGAUCACCAGCAGUUUGCACUGCCCCAGGAUAAAUCCCAACCCAAGAAAAAGAAGAAAAAAACAAAAACAAAACUAAGCUGUUUGGAGAUGGAACCCGGGCUGAUGGCGGCUCUUCAGAUCAUCCGCUAAUGUUAUAGUUUGGGAUUAUUAGAAUUUGUUGCUGUUGUGAACCUAUUCUUGGAAUCUCUUCUUCCUGACAUUAACUUGGGACAGAUUUAUUUUUAUUCUGCAUUUUUAAAAAGAAUUUCCCUUCCACUUUGUUUUAAAAUACAUCCACGGUGGAAGAUGGCUGCUUGCAGGCGCUCACUCUGUUUAAUAGCAGUUAUACAGUUGUGCCUGAUGCUAUCAUGUACAUCGCAAGAAAGCUUUCCUCAAGCUAACGAUAUACGGUCAUGGGCGGAGAAAAUGAAGGAUGACCUGGUGAAGUUGGUGCGUGCUUCGAGUGGAGUGGAUCAGAUGGAACAGAUUUACUUAAAAAACAGACAAUACUACACAGUUGAAACAAACAAUGCUCGGCGUUUGGUGGAAAGUGCAGCAAGGGAGAUUGAAAAGCUUUUAAGUAACAAAGUGGAAGCCCUGCAGAGACUUGCUCAUGCUGCAGAGGACUUUCAGGUGCGCCAUGUUUGGCAAGAAGAAUUUGGGGAUAAUGAUGUGAUAUACUACAAUGCGAAGGAUGACCUCAUGAGUUCUGACAGAAAUGAAAGCCGUCCAAGGAUCAAACCUGAUUUUCACUUCAACCAAGCUUUCCGACGCCGUGUGGACUUCAACCACACAGCUGUCCACAUCCCCACUGACAUCUAUGAGGGCUCAACUAUUGUUCUAAAUGAGCUAAGCUGGACUUCAGCGCUGGAUAGCAUUUUCAAGAAGAACAAAGAUAAAGACCCCACAUUAAUGUGGCAGGUGUUUGGAAGUGCGACUGGCCUGGCUAGAUAUUAUCCAGCAUCGCCGUGGGUUGAUCUAACAAAGACUGCCAAUAGGAUCGACUUGUAUGAUGUUCGGAGAAGACCAUGGUACAUUCAGGGAGCUGCUUCACCCAAGGACAUGCUCAUUCUUGUAGAUGUGAGCGGAAGUGUGAGUGGGCUAACAUUGAAACUAAUUCGGACAUCAGUCUCUGAGAUGUUGGAAACACUAUCUGAUGAUGACUAUGUGAAUGUGGUUUCUUUCAACAAUCAAGCAAAAUCUGUCAGCUGCUUCAGACACCUUGUGCAAGCUAAUGUUCGGAAUAAGAAGGUUCUCAAAGAUGCAGUUAAUCAAAUACAGGCAAAAGGGAUCACUGACUAUAAAAAAGGGUUUACAUUUGCUUUUGAACAGUUGCUAAAUUUCAAUGUUUCCAGAGCUAAUUGCAACAAGAUCAUCAUGCUAUUUACAGAUGGUGGGGAAGAAAGAGCCCAGGAAAUCUUCACAACGUACAACCAGGACAAAAAGGUGCGAGUGUUCACCUUUUCAGUCGGUCAGCAUAACUAUGAUAAAGGACCAUUACAAUGGAUGGCCUGCACCAAUAAAGGCUACUUUUUUGAAAUUCCUUCCAUUGGAGCAAUACGGAUAAACACACAGGAAUAUUUGGAUGUGCUUGGAAGACCAAUGGUUUUAGCUGGCACAAAGGAAAAACAAGUUCAAUGGACCAACGUGUACCUGGAUGCAUUGGAACUCGGUCUUGUUAUCACAGGAACACUGCCCGUCUUCAACUUGACUGAAGAUGCUAGUGGAAGCCAGAAUCAAUUGAUUCUUGGAGUGAUGGGCAUUGAUGUGUCUCUUGCGGAUGUGAAGAGACUCACACCACGUUACACUCUUGGGCCUAAUGGAUAUUACUUCGCAAUCGACCCUAAUGGUUACGUAUUGCUUCAUCCAAAUCUCCAGCCUAAGUCAAUUGGUGUAGGGAUCCCAAAGAUUAAUUUAAGGGAAAGGCACCCUAAUGCACAGAAUCCCAAAUCUCAGGAGCCCGUCACUUUGGAUUUUCUAGAUGCGGAAUUGGAGAAUGAAAUGAAAGUGGAGAUUCGGCACAGCAUGAUAGAAGGUCAAAAUGGUGAAAAGACUCUCGACACUCUGAUCAAAUCCUACGAUGAGAGGUAUAUUGACAGAGGGACUCGAACGUAUACCUGGACUCUCGUGAAUAGUACAGAUUACAGUUUGGCACUGGUUCUUCCGCCAUACGGUUCCCACUACAUCAAAGCCAAACUGGAUGAGGUUAUCACCCAGGCGCGGCACUUAGAAUCAAUACUGCCCGAUAACUUCGACACAACAGGAUAUGUAUUUCUCGCCCCAAGGGAAUACUGUAAUGGGCUCACUCCUUCAAGCAACAACACAUCAUUCCUUGAGAACUUUAUUAACAUUAUCGACCGGCAAACUCCAAGUUCUCCAGAAUGCAAAACUGACCUGAUCAAUAACUUGUUACUUGAUGCUGGAUUUACAAGUGAACUUGUAACAAACUAUUGGGCAAAACAAAAUCCGGCCGGUGUUCUUGCAAGAUUCGUAGCGACUGAUGGAGGAAUUACAAGGAUUUACCCCAAAAGUGCUGCAGAAGAAUGGACAGAAAAUCCAGAGACAUAUGAAGCAAGUUACUACAAAAGGAGCCUAAACAACAAUAUUUACGUCUUCACUGCACCAUAUAUCAACAAAACAUGGGAUGGAAUACAGAGCAGCGCAGAGUCUGGUAUUAUGGUGAGCAAAGCUGUUGAAAUUAAAAUUGAUGGCAAACUUCUGAAACCUGCAGUUGUUGGAGUAAAGCUUGAUGUAACUGCCUGGAUGGAGAACUUCACCAAAGUAGCAAGUAAGAGCAAGUGUUAUGGUGAAAUCUGUGACUGCACAAAGAAUAGCAAGCAUUUUGACUGUGUUAUAUUGGAUGAUGGUGGGUUCCUGCUUAUGUCAAACCAGGAUGAAUAUAUUGGAAAGAUUGGCAAGUUCUUCGGUGAGAUUGAUCCAAGCCUGAUGAGGCGCCUUCUAAACACAUCGCUGUAUGCCUUUAACAAGUCCUACGAUUUUCAGUCUGUGUGUGAUCCAGAAACAGAGACAAAAGCAGCAGCUGGGCUUCGCUCAGUCUUUGUUCCCAGCAUAGUCGAUAUUUUGAAUAUAGGUUGGUGGGCAUCAAGUGCAGCAUGGUCCUUACUGCAGCAGCUGUUCCUCAGCCUUACCUUCCCACACUUACUUGAAGCAGUUGAUGCAGAUACUGAAGAUUUCUCUGAACCUUUAUCAAAGUCCAGCUGUAUCACUGAACAGACUCAGUAUUACUUUUAUGACAAUGAAUCAUCCUUCUAUGGGCUUGUGGAUUGUGGAAACUGCUCAAGGCUUUACCAUGCGGAGAAGCUCUCCAAGACAAACCUGGUGUUUAUACUGGUGGAGAGUAAGCCCACAUGUCAGUCAUGUGACUCAAAGCCCCUAAUGCAAGCAGAACAAAAAUCUGAUGGACCUGAUCCCUGUCUUUUGGCUCAGAACCCCAGGCACAGAAAAGGUCCUGAUGUAUGCUUUGAUUCUGACGAGCGUGAGGAUGAUUCUGAAUGCGGCAGUGGCUCUCGUCUGAGCCCAUCCUUAUGGUCAAUGAUAGGGAUUCAGCUGGUUCUCCUCUGGCUGCUAAGUAGUGCCAGACAUUAUCCAUCAUGACUGCAGAGAACGGACAGCCAUCUCCGCUUUCUAGACCCACCACACUGUAGCUCUGGAUUAAACUAGGGAAUCUUUGUCCCCAAGCAGUAGAAGACUGACCAUUUCCAUAUCCUGGUGUAUCACUGUGUCAAAGAUUCAUUGUUGACUCUCCAUUUGAAGAAUGGUCAAGGUGCUCCAUUGACAAGUUUUUUUUAAAGAAAAUGUUAAGUCAUACAAUGGUAGCAAAUUGGAUUGUCAAUCCUGAAAUGUGCCAGGCAACUAUGGGAAUGCUAAUACAUUUAUACAAAGAAACAAUUCAUAAAAAAGAUCUAGAUUUAUUUAUCAUUAGGUUCAUAUUUUGUUUAGCUUACUUUGAUCAAGAUAAAAGGGUAUUCUUUAUUUAUGGCUUACAUUGACUGACUGUAGCUAAUUUUAAAACAACUUACAUGGGCUAGCGACAUACAGGCACAAUCAGCUGUCCUAUUGGUAUAAAGCCAGAAAGCUUAGAUAUGACCAUGUUGGGUACCAACCAGUAAUUGCAAUCUUUUUAAGGUUUUGAUACACCAAAGUACACUGAUUAUUCUGUGGCUGUGUAAUUAUAUUAUUGUUAGCUAUUCUGUUACCAAAGGAUGCCUGUAACCCUCUCCUUCUCUCUCAUUAAGCCAUAACUCUAUGCCUGAUGCCCUUCAUGUUUGCUGAAGCAAAUGCAUAAUGAUUGUUGUAUCCCACACAAGGAAUAGUGCUAAGGCUUGUGAAUGAAAAAGCUGUUGUUGUGGCAAUUGAAUUUUGGAUACUGAUGCUUUUUUUGCAUGAAGAUUCUGCUACUAUUUUCUCAUUCGAUUUUACUGUAGGAGUGUAGUUAAUGUGCAAGAGCAACUGAGUGAACCAAAUGUUGUUGAUGUGAAAUUUAGAUAAUAUGAUGUAAUAUAACUGUUUCACUUAUAACAACUAAAUGUUGUCAAACAUACCUCUUUCAAAGUGCAGUGAGCAGGCUGAAAAGAUGGGAAUUUUACACAAAGGCAAUUUCAAAAUUUGGAUUUUGUUUUCAACAGUUGGGAUUGAGCCAAGGGCUCUCAUUAAAACUGUAAGCCAAUAUAGCUGUGCAAUUUAUGUAAUACAAGAAAAAUAAGACUUGUAUGAGGUAGUUGGUUGAAUUACAAGAAAAUUCCCAAAGGCAGCAAAACAAUUUGAAGUAAAGCUGAAAUUUGGUAGACAAUUGAUUCUAUAAGAAACUUAUAUGUUGGGAUCCCUGAUAAUUGAUUGUCAGGAAUUAAAUUUUACAUCACAGCAAAAUAGGAAUUUUAUAUAUUAAAAAUUAUGAUGUGGUCUAAGGAACCCAAAACAUUAUAUGCCAACAAAAUACAAAAAGUGUGCAUUUUAGUUGAACAGUGUUUUGAGGUCAUACAAUCAACAAUGUUCACUUCAUUUAUAUUUCAGCCUGUCUUAGUGCGCAAUGUUUAUUGAUUGUGCAUUAAUCUUUUUGUUUAAUUUUUGAGAAUCAUCCUCUGGUCUUGGUCGUAAAUGGAUGUAACUCGAAAGUAUUUAAAUUGGAGUGCAUGCUUUGUCAACAUCAGCCAUCUGGGGCUAAACAGAGGGACAUUUUCCUCAAAAAAACACAGUUAAAAUUACUAAAGAAGUUAAGCUGCAUCAGUGAAAGGAAUGAAGAUGGCAGUGGAUCAUUAAAUACUUUGGUUAUCUCUGCCAUCUACUUUUAUUCAAAAAGAAAAAUACACUAAGACUUUUGCAUGAUCAGUUCAGUAUUUUGAAAAAUAUAAGUAAUCCGAUGUUAAAGUAUGUGGAAACAGUAUUGAAAAUGUUUUGGACAAGUUGAGGAGGGUUUUGUUGUAUGACCGACUGAUAUCUUUUUGAGUAAGGAUUUCUGUUGAGAAUCUGUCGAUUGUGGUACCAAAUUCAAUGGAUUCUGCAGCUUUUGUAUCAGUGAGCCUUUUGCUGGCAGAAGUUUAGUUGUUAGUUUUCAUUGAUUCAGUAUCAGAUUAACAGGCAGUUUUCUCCACUUUAGGGCAAGGGCCAGGAAUCUUGUCCGUUGCACUAUUGAAUAUGGUCUGCCCUGUGCAGUGACCUGGAGACUUGCUAUGACAUCUGAUUUGUGGGUUUGCCAAAGUGAUACUGUAGCAUGUGACCAAUGCAUUGUCUCUCAGUCAUUUUGUCCUUGUGAGGAGUGAGUCCACAUUCAAGAACCUUUCAGAAAUUGAAACACAUGGAGAAUUCUUCCCUGUAAAUAAAACAAUGCAAGUUCAUCAGUGGACUAUAGAUGCUCUCCUACUUGUAACUUCACCUAGUCAUCUCAAAGGGCAAACUAUUUGAACAUUAAUGAGCUAUUUCAUGUCUGACCAGGCAGUAUUAUUCUCAGUCCACUUAUCUAUUGACUGCAUUUACUGAAAAUGUAACACUGAUGCAGAACCCACCAGCAAACCGCCAGCAUGUCAAGUAGCAACAAGGACAAACAACAACUAAAAAGGUCCCCACUUUAUUAUUUGUUUCUCCUUUUUUCUCUUGACUACAUAUAUGAUUUCCUGACAGAUAGUUCAGGCAGUUCCCUCUCUCUGAGGAUACUGCUUUGUAACAAUCAUCAACAAGUAAGCAUUCUGGGUUAAUUUCUCCUCACAUUUGUUUUCUGCCAUGGUGAAGUUGAUGCUCUCCUUUUAAGUGUGUACUCUUCAGUGCAAAUUUUCCUUCUGAAAUAAUUAAAACUAUUGUAAGACCAGAGGUAGCUUACUCCAAUUUAAGUGCUGUCCUGGCACAGUUGAUUGCCUGUGUAAACCGGCCAACUUGGUGUCAACCUGGAUUUGCCAAUGAACUAUAAAGAGAGAGAGCAUAUGGGAGAAGAUAUGAUGUAGCAUUAACUUUAUAACAUCUAGCUAUGAACAUUUAUGAAUAAUAUUUUAUGUAGAAAAGGAGCUUGCAUCCUGUUUGUUAAUUUUAGUGUCACAAUUCAGAGAUGAUGUCAUAAAUAUAUCAAGAUUUCAAAAUUAAUGCAUUUUUCUCUUUUUAUUCCAUAUUACCAUAUUAAGUUUGCUUUGUAUGCAAAUAUGAAGAAACUCUAUUCAAUAUUUUACAACCUGUGGAGAAAUAUUCAAAUUUAUGUGUCUCUUUUUCUGUUCAGUAACUUGCAUUGUGUUACUGUAAAUCAUGUAUAUUAUACUGUGGUGAACACUGAGCCAGAUUGGUUUAAGAUUCUGAGAAACCACUGCUGCUCAUAAGUUUGACGAAUUGAACUGAGUACAUUUUUGCAAAAAGUAUUUUGCCACCAUGCAAUCGGACCAUCCUCAGCUCAUUCACUCCGAUACAUAUGUUUAUUGCCAAAUGGAAAUUCACAACAGAUAAAGGAAAUGGUUAGUAUAGUCAUUGCCAACCUAAACGUGCAUGGAUUUUCUUAAGGAAUUGACUACUUUGGGAUUUGCAUUUACUUAUCACUUUCAGGAAACCUAAUUGGUAUAUUCUGCUAAAUUUCAAAAACCAGUGUAAAAUAUAAAACAAAGCUGCUUCCAGCCCUCCCUCAUGUACAAUUUGUCAGUUGUACAGAAUUCUGUUAUGAAAUUUGGCUUGAUUGUAUUUAUUAUAAAGAACUAAUAGAUUGUAGAUGCCUUUGCAGAAAGUUAUGAGUGGUUUGGUUUUUGUUUUUAUCAUAUUACUUGUUUUGAAAUGGGUUUGGAGAAAUAGAUUGAUAGAUGUACUUCCUCAGUUUUUUUUAUGAUGGCUGUAAUCCCAAGAGUAAAUUGAAUCUAGCCAAAAGACUGAUGUUAAGAAUCUGAAUCAAUAUGUGCUAAGAAUAUUGCUUCACAACCAUUGUAAUAGUUAUCUUGAUAUUUGUUAUCCUCUAACUCCAAUCAGAAUGAAUGUACAGAUCAUUUCAGGUAUUGGAUAGUCAACCUGUGAAGACAAAAGGGUCACCCAAUACAGAUGUGAAGUACUUGAGUGAGUUGGAUGCAAUAAUUCUGAUCAGUUGUGAAUGAUCCAAAUUCAGUGAAACAAUUAUUUUCUUAUUCACAGAAUUGUGCUGAGAAUAUACAUUCUUCUUCAUGUGAGUUUUUGUUUUUCUUUCCAUUAUCAAGAUAAUAGGUGUUUUCCUGAUGACUUUAUUCUGCUCUCCUGUUAGUAGAAACAUAUUACUAUCUGUCACAUUUUUAGUGAUGGCAACAGCUAAUGAGUGGUAACUUAGCAGCAUAAAAAAUAUUCUUUGGCAUUGGGACUACAUGUGAGUCCCAUGCCUGAAGUCCCAUAUAGUGUGUGUAGUUUAUCUGGGGAUUCUUAAACAACCAGGGAUGGUAGGUGGGUUGUGCAGGCAGGAGAGCCAGAGUGGCUCAAGUUGUGGGAAGUAGCCAGCCUCAUUAGGAGAAGUGAUUGCUGCCACUGUAGGUAGAAUACUGCAAAUGAACCCCAUGGAAACUUCAAACAAUGUUGAUAAUCUCUUUGGCCACAGUUGUCAAGCCAGCCCCAAGCAGCAGGAUUUGUAAACGUCUGGAGCUCUUUGCUCUGGGGUGGAAGGAGUUAGGAAAUUAAAAGAGAUUUUACUGGCCUCCUGGGUUGGCAUUUCCAACUGUCUCUUGGGCUUCAGUCUCAGUGAAAUUAGGAGGGGCAAGAUGAGCCAGGGGCAGGAGCAGGUAGCGGUGUUACCAAUCUUCCCUGUCUGGGCAUUUUAUUCCCAUUAAUUUGCUUUUGCUAUUCUCACGAUUGUUAGUGCUGCCUUCUGCAUGGUCAAUUAGAGAUGUGAAAUUUCAAACAUCCUCUGCUAUUCUGCUUCUUUCAAGCCAAAUCCAUGUGUCUAAUAUGAUUCUACCCACUAUGUUCACGUACACUGUCAUUAAGGUGAAACAAAACUCUGUGAAUAACUGAGCAGUGUACACCAUUCCCCUUCUUCCUCCAAGUGCCAGGGACCUUUCCAAUGUUACAACUUUUCAAUGUAACAGUCUAUUCUUUUCAAACUGUAGAAGCUUGAAGAUGUGCUGUUAGGGUACCUGCACACAACUGAACCUUAAAUUAACUUGUAAUUGAUGCAAUGUUAAAAUAACAUAUGGCAGCCUCUUUGAGGUAGGAGAAUAUGAGGACUGCAGAGGUUGAAGAUUAGAGUCGAGAGUGUGGUGCUGGAAAAGCAUUGAGGAGCAGGACAAUCAACGUUUCAGACAUAAGCCCUUCGUCAGGAA